GGGCCAAGGCAGAAGGGGAGCCAGGGAGGCAGCACCCCCUCCCCCGGGCUGCAGUCCGAACUGAUGCUCUUCCUCCUCUUCCUCCUCCUCCUGGCGAGCCCCUUCUUCCUCUCUUCCUCUUCCAAGCCCUCCCCCUCCUCUCCCCAUCCCCCUCCCCCACCCAACGCCCCCCUUCCCUGAGGGGGAGGGGGAGAGGAGGGAGGAGAGAGAGCUUCCCCAAGCAGCAGCAGCAUCAGCAGCACCCGCUUCGGGAUUUGCCAGCCGCGCCGACUCCCUCCUUCUCUCUUUCUCUCUCUCUGUCUCUCUCUCUCUCCUUCUCUCCCUCCCUCCCUCGCUGCACCUGCCGGCCCCUCCCUCUCCGGUGACUCACCUGUCGCCUCCUCCUCCUCCUCUUCCUCCUCCUCCUUCCAGGACACGCACCUCUUUUGGGGCAGCUCCUUCCUUCCUUCCUUCCUUCGGUCCCUCUCUUCCUUCCCUCCCUUCCUUCCUUCGCCAAGAACCAACUCCGAGGCUCUCUUUCUCGCACCGACAUCCUCUCCAAAGAUCUCCACCUGCUGUUUUUGGCUAAGCCUCUCCUCCUCCCAUUUCCAGACAGUAAGAGACUGAUUGAUUCCCUCCCCUCCAAAGCCUUGGCUCUGCAGAUCCGCCUGGCAAGCAAACCUGCUUUUCCAGUUUGGGGCCUGGGCACCAAAAGCACCUUCUUGAAACCCAGCCUUUGGGCGCCUUUCGCUCCUGGGGCUUUUCCCACCGGAGAGGCGGACGACGGGAUGUCCACCCGGGACAGUGUCCAGAUCCCCGACGAUAGAGACUUCGAACUUUUCCGGACAGAAUGCAACUCCGAGCAGGGAUGGAACCUGACCUACAACAAGUCCGGCGUCGUGGUUUGGGUGCAGAUCCUGGAGGCGGAGAAGUCGCUGCACAAAAUCAAGUGCAGGAUGGACUGCAAGGACGUUUCGGCGGAGACCCUCUAUGAUGUCUUGCAUGACAUUGAAUACAGGAAAAAGUGGGACACCAACGUCAUUGAGACCUUCGACAUUGGAAAGCUGACCGUCAACGCCGAUGUUGGCUACUAUUCCUGGCGGUGUCCGAAACCCUUGAAGAACCGAGACGUCAUCACGCUGCGCUCUUGGCUGCCCAUGGGCAACGACUACAUCAUCAUGAACUACUCCGUCAAGCAUCCGAAAUACCCUCCUCGGAAGGACAUGGUGAGAGCCGUCUCCAUCCAGACUGGCUACUUGAUCCAAGGGAAAGGAGCCAAAAACUGCACCCUCACCUACCUGGCGCAGGUAGACCCCAAAGGGUCUUUGCCAAAAUGGGUAGUGAAUAAAUUGUCUCAGUUCCUGGCACCGAAGACCAUGAAGAAGAUGCACAAGGCCUGCCUGAAGUACCCGGAGUGGAAGCAGCGGCACAACCCGCCCUUCAAGCCCUGGCUGUUCCCGGAGCAGAACACGCUGUCCCCGCUCUCGCUCUCGGAGCUGGCCAUCCAGCACGCCGACUCCCUGGAGAACAUCGACGAGAGCAGCCUCUCCGAGGAGGCCAAGGACGAGCGGGGAGAGGCCAGCGACGAGGACAGCGUCAACUGACCGACUGCCCCUUUGUCCAUGGCUGCGGGUCUCGACCCACCUGCCUGGGCACCACCCCCUUUUUAUUGGGUUUGUGUAAGCGUUUGCGUUUUUCCAAAAAAGAGAGAGAGAAAGGCUUGAUUCCCCCCAACACACUUUGGCAUCUCUCGCACUCGGGGCCAGGGCUGGUGGCGCAGCAGAGGGAAACCUUUCUGCAGAUUGGAAAAGUCCUGCCAUUCUUCAAGUGCUCGCUCUUUCUGGGGUCCAGCACUGACUCUCUUUGUGCACAUUCUCUCUCGUCCUCCUUUCCAUAAUUCCUUUAUUUGUUUCUUCUUUUUGCAAUGGGAGAUGGUCGUGGGUUGGAAGGGGAGCCAUGAAGACUUGCACUCUUCACUCCUGGGGAUUUGGAAAGAGGGAAACAGGCCCCGCUUCCUAUCCAUGUUGUUCUUCUCUUCUGAAAUGAAUCCCCCAGGUUUGGCUUCCAUGGGAACCUGGCUGGGAUUUCCCCAUUCUCUGCAAUGAUCAUGCAAUUCCUUCUGAAUUAAGAAUUCUUGAAAACGUUGCAGCAGGAGCAGAGUUCAUGACUGGCACCAAACUAAACAGUGGCAUAAAUUAUCUAUCUAUCUAUCUAUCUAUCUAUCUAUCUAUCUAUCUAUCUAUCUAUCUA
Anolis sagrei ordinatus is the source of this 2229-nucleotide messenger RNA. It is a transcript of the gene STARD10, whose product is annotated as StAR related lipid transfer domain containing 10. The record is from RefSeq and is a predicted model, not a curated record. Gene Ontology annotation, cellular component: membrane; microvillus; cytosol. Gene Ontology annotation, molecular function: lipid binding. NCBI's taxonomy places the organism in Eukaryota, Metazoa, Chordata, Lepidosauria, Squamata, Anolidae.